Messenger RNA from Heterobasidion irregulare TC 32-1, 780 nucleotides. RefSeq lists its product as uncharacterized. The transcript has 3 exons. The annotation marks the transcript as partial. Gene Ontology annotation, molecular function: protein kinase activity; ATP binding. The record is from RefSeq and is a predicted model, not a curated record. Gene Ontology annotation, biological process: protein phosphorylation. Lineage: Eukaryota; Fungi; Basidiomycota; Agaricomycetes; Russulales; Bondarzewiaceae.
GGCAACUGCAUCGGACGCGGGCAGUUCGGCUCUGUGUAUCGCGCCCUAAAUCUGAACACCGGUCAGAUGGUCGCCGUCAAGCGCAUCGGGCUCGAGGGACUUAAGGAGGAGGAGGUCACGCAGCUCAUGCGCGAGGUCGACCUCGUCAAGAGCCUCUCGCACCCGAGCAUCGUCAAGUACGAGGGAAUGGCCAGGGACGAGAACUCGCUCAGCAUCGUACUCGAGUACGCCGAGAAUGGGUCCCUCGGACAGACGCUCAAGGCGUUCGGGAAGCUCAACGAGCGCCUGGUCGCGAGCUACGUCGUCAAGAUCCUCGAGGGGCUGCACUACCUCCACCGGAGCGACGUCGUGCACUGCGACCUCAAGGCGGCGAACAUCCUCACGACGAAGAACGGCAACGUGAAGCUGUCCGACUUUGGCGUCUCGCUCAACCUCCGCGCGAUGGAGCGCGAGAUCAAGGACGUCGCGGGCACGCCGAACUGGAUGGCGCCAGAGGUGAUCGAGCUCAAGGGCGCGUCGACAAAGUCGGACAUCUGGUCCCUCGCGUGCACCGUCAUCGAGCUGCUCACCGGGCGUCCGCCCUACGGGGACAUCGCGAACAGCAUGACCGUCAUGUUCCGCAUCGUCGAGGACGCGAUGCCGCCGAUUCCGGACGGGUGCUCGGAGCCACUCGUCGACUUCCUCGAGCAGUGCUUCAACAAGGACCCGUCGCUCCGGCCCAGCGCGGAGCUGCUCUGCGAGCACGAGUGGCUCAAAAAGCACUGGGGCGCUCACAAGGUG